This is a messenger RNA of Heterobilharzia americana, 393 nucleotides long. The record is from the annotation of a GenBank genome assembly. NCBI's taxonomy places the organism in Eukaryota, Metazoa, Platyhelminthes, Trematoda, Strigeidida, Schistosomatidae.
AUGCAAAGUAUGACACGAUAUUUAACGUUUUCGGAACGCAAAAAAGUGUUGAAACUUUACGAAAAAGGAGAAAGUAUGACGGACAUCGACAUACUGCUUAAGGUCAAAGCCAAACGACUGAAAAAUUUGAAGAAAAUGAAAUCGACCGCAUCGAAUUCAGUAUUUGAUAACAGCAUGAGUCGUCGAAGUUCAGUGUCAAAUAACCUCAGUUCAUCAGAAAGUUCAACAAAUAGUCGAAAUACUCGUUUUGAAAAGUGUCAAAACUCUCCCACUUCGCCACUGAGCUCUCAACAGUCUGAAAGCAAUACAUUCUGUGGCUCUUUUGCAUCAGUUCAUGAUUUUAUUGACUUCUUAUGUUCUGAAGAGGUAAUUGCUAUGUGCUAUGGUUGGUAA